Messenger RNA from Aureobasidium subglaciale EXF-2481, 2587 nucleotides. RefSeq lists its product as uncharacterized. Gene Ontology annotation, cellular component: nucleus. The record is from RefSeq and is a predicted model, not a curated record. The transcript has 3 exons. Gene Ontology annotation, biological process: regulation of transcription by RNA polymerase II. Bases 428 to 2335 code for a protein of 635 amino acids. Lineage: Eukaryota; Fungi; Ascomycota; Dothideomycetes; Dothideales; Saccotheciaceae.
CCAUACCGACUCUUGUAGAUAAUGGUCCACGGAUCGAUCACAAUCGCAAAGAGAAGUAAGCAUCUAGGCCGCCUCACGGAACAGCGCGAUCCGGUAAAGUGCGUCUUGGCACGCAUCUGCCUGCGGAGUGACCCGUGGCGCAGUCAUCGCACUCGGCCAGCAUAACCGAGUCCCAAGGCACCAUGACUGUGAGCAAGAAAACAUUUAUUAGCACUAUCGUACCUCCCCGGAUCAUUCUUGAAAAGAUCGAACCCAACCGAAACGAUUCAAGAGCUCUCGAGAAAAUCAGGAAACAGAUUACCAAUUCAACGGAUACCCCGUGACCCUUCCAUCGGCAGCUACGAGAAAGAGAUCAGCAAAGAGUUGCCUAAAGAGUGUCUAGCGUCAAUUUCGUCUACGUCAUUCACGCAAGACCCUGAACGAAAUCAUGACAUAUCGGACUUCCUUCUCCUGCUCAGGCAUUCGAUCUUCUUUCAACCCAUCGACACCUGAUUCUUUCUCGACAAAAAGAAACUCAUCACCGAUCCAUACCCCACAUCAAUCGACUCUGGAUCAUUCACAUCAACAAAGACCAUCAUUCACAUAUUCUUUCGAUACGGAUCUGUCAAGCCAAACAAGCGACUGGCAUAUGUUUCCUGUGCAGAACCACACUGCCGGACUGCUGCGGAAAGGUCAAGGUCAAGGUCAUCAGAGAAACGCGUCCGAGUCGACUGUCAACUCGACGGGCCCAUCCUCGCCGUUCAUGCAGACCAGCACCUUUCCUUACAUCGCAAACGCCGACCAGUCUCCUACCACUUCGUACUUUAGCGACAACGAUCAGACAUUCAACAACGUCGGCUACGCACCGUCCAAGCUUUCCCACACGCCAGCGGCCCAUCUUGCCAUGCAGAACAUGGCCAUCGACCAGCACAACUCGACCUACAACGAGGACAUUCCGGACUUUGCACACUCAUCACGGCAUUCAGUGUCAAGCAAGGGUCAGAACUCGCCGUCGACGCCUCAGCCGAGGUCGAGUUCUGACCAUGAGGACAUUGAGGAGAGACCACCUCUCUUCAAGAUGCCGACCAACGACUACAAGGCCAAUGCCCCUCGCGUUGAGCUCAAUCGCACAGAGUCUGCUGCCUUUGCCGAUGAGCUCUUCAACCCAAACAACCCUGACACGCUCCAACCACCUACCGUGCACACUAACAACAACAUGCUGUCACCACACCGCAAUCUGAUCGACGAGAGGUUACGUACUGCCAACAGCAUUCGAUCACAGUCGCCGGUGGGAGACAUGUCUCGAGAACGAUCUCCCUUCAGACAGAACUCGCCAUUCGCAGCGCCAACAGCUCAGAACUUCAAGGGACCCGGACCUUUCUUGGCUACCGCUGCUGACUCGAGACGUCAGCAGAGAGAAGAAGCAAGUGCUAGAGAAUGGAUGUCUCAUCAGCCGAAGCUGCGAAGAGAGCCCACCAAGACCAUGUCACCAAAGGAUGCCCUCCUCGACUUCACCGACACUGAGGGUUCCGACAUGCCUCUGUUCGCUGAUACUUUGCCUUCGGGUUAUAACUUUGCCACCAACAUGGCCGCUCCUCCAACCAAUGUUGCUGGCUUCCGAGCCUCGUCUUCUGACCAAUCGUCCAUUGGUUCCACCACAUUCAAUUUCUUGCCACCUCAGCAGCCGACGAUGCCUAGCAAUCCUUAUGCUCAGGCACAGUAUCGCUCAACUGACUUCAACCCUGACUCCCCUCCUGACUUCCCAGCUCACCUGGCUACAAUGGAGUCGUCCAUGAGUGAGGGUCCUGGCGCCUCAUCUCAGGGCAGCAUGACGACUGCUUCUAUCUCCAGGCCGCAGCACACCACUGCCGACACUGGUAGCUACACUUGCCCUGCCGAUGGCUGUUAUCACCGCUUUGACUCAGCCGCCACUUUGCUGAAGCACAGACGUGAUGCUCAUCCUGCUCGCCAGUCGCUGUCAUCAACUGGCACGGCUACCUCAUCGCCAGAGGAGGACGAUCGUCGCUCAAGUUCACCUGUAGCUGCCCCCGGCACUCUUGGUAGCUCGAUGACGGCCGCUGCACUUGCCGAGCGCAACUCUCAGCAGGGUCCUCACAAAUGUACACGUACCAACCCGUCGACUGGCAAGCCGUGUAACAGUAUUUUCAGUAGGCCAUACGAUCUCACUCGUCACGAAGAUACUAUCCACAACCGCCAGAAGCAGAAGGUUCGCUGUCAGUACUGUCGCGAGGAGAAGACAUUCUCUCGCGCAGAUGCCCUCACUCGUCACAUGAGGGUAGUCCACCCCGAGGUCGAUUUCCACGGCAAGCGUGGGAGAAAGGGCGAUCACUUCUAGGAUGACGAAUCCACCCAAUAAUGUCUUGUAACUCUCCUUUGAUUUUGUUGUUAUGCUCACGAUUGCGAGGCGUUGUUUUCCCCUACUCUGUACUUGUACGAUAACGAUGACGAUACUCUUUCGGCGUUCCCUUUUCUCGGUCGACUGCGGUCGGAGGUAUCUGAAAAGGAGCGAUGCCUGGUGCAAUGAUCUUUUGUCUUAGAUUUUAGUCACCCAUGUACAAUUAUGCUAUGAAAUAUCUUUACGAGAAAU